Jatropha curcas is the source of this 1026-nucleotide messenger RNA. RefSeq names its product short-chain dehydrogenase reductase 3b. The record is from RefSeq and is a predicted model, not a curated record. NCBI's taxonomy places the organism in Eukaryota, Viridiplantae, Streptophyta, Magnoliopsida, Malpighiales, Euphorbiaceae.
GCUAAAAACAUAGUACUACAGUAUAAAACAACAGAUCCAAGGCCUUUAUUUGAGCAACUCUGUCUGUCUGCAAUAACAAAUUAACCAAUUUUAUCAUCAAUGUCGACAAAGCCGAGGUUGGAGGGUAAGGUUGCACUGAUAACCGGUGCAGCUAGCGGCAUUGGCGAGGAGACAGUGAGAUUAUUCGCCGAGCACGGAGCCUUUGUCGUCGCCGCUGAUGUCCAAGAUAAACUAGGGCAACAAGUUGUAGAAUCAUUAGGCCAAGACAAAGCUACAUAUCGCCACUGCGAUGUUAGAGACGAAAAGCAAGUAGAAGAAACAGUAAACUACACUUUGGAGAAAUAUGGAAAGAUUGAUAUUUUAUUUAGCAAUGCAGGAAUUAUAGGCCCAUUAGCAGGAAUUUUAGAACUCGACAUUAAUGGUUUUGACAACACAAUGGCCACCAACGUACGUGGCGUCGCCGCCACAAUCAAACACGCCGCUCGUGCCAUGGUGGCUAAAAAGAUUCGUGGAUCUAUUAUAUGUACAGCCAGCGUUGCAUCUUCUCUUGGUGGCGCCGGACCACAUGCCUACGUAAUUUCGAAGCAUGCUCUGGUGGGUUUGGUUAAAACGGCCUGUGGUGAGUUAGGUGCUUAUGGGAUCAGAGUAAAUUGUAUAUCGCCGUUCGGCGUUGCUACUCCGCUUUCUUGUACGGCGUACAAUUUGAAACCUAGCGAAGUUGAAGCUAAUACUAGUGCGUUGGCCAAUUUGAAAGGGGUUAUAUUGAAGGCUAAACAUAUAGCAGAUGCUGCUUUGUUUUUGGCUUCUGAUGAAUCGGCCUAUAUCAGUGGACAUAAUUUGGCCGUUGACGGUGGAUUCACGGUGGUUCAUCAUGGAUUUUCAACCAUCUAGAUUAAGGUUAUUAGUAGUAUACUCGUACAAUUGAAUUUUAUGAUAUGUUUUGGGUCAAACCUUGUUAUAAGGAAUUGCCAUGUGCAUUUUCCUUGCAAUAUGCUAUUCUUUUCUACUUUAAUAUUUAUGUAUUAA